This is a messenger RNA of Triticum dicoccoides, 1278 nucleotides long. RefSeq lists its product as uncharacterized. NCBI's taxonomy places the organism in Eukaryota, Viridiplantae, Streptophyta, Magnoliopsida, Poales, Poaceae. Bases 58 to 1032 code for a protein of 324 amino acids. The transcript is spliced from 2 exons. The record is from RefSeq and is a predicted model, not a curated record.
UGCAACUGCUUUGGAAAACUGGUGGCGAACGCACCAGCGGCGGCGAGCCCGAUCUCCAUGCUUAUUCCGACGUCGCAGCAACCGCCGGAGCCGCCGAUCAUGGGGUCCUCGCCGACGUCGUACAAGAAGGCCACAGCGGCGCUGGAUGAGGCGGCGAGGGCGAGGCUGCGCGGCCCGUUCUUCGGCGGCACCACGCCGUCGUCCGCCUCCGGGCAGGAGGACGACGACGACGACGGCCUGGUGGAGCUGGUGCACGAGUUCUACAACGGGUACGGCGAAGACGCCGUCGCCAAGGAAGCCGUGGCGCCGCGGCCCGCUAGUGCCACGUGGGUCGACGCGCUGCAGGCGGCGCUGGCAGAUGCGACGGCCGACGCGGCAGCGGCGCGUAUCCGCGCCGAGGCGGAGCGCGCCGUCGUGGGUGCGGGGCCGAACGUCGCUGGCGGUGAAGCGGUCAGGAAGCUCGUCGCCGCCCGGCUCCGUGCGAGAGGGUUCGAUGCCGGUGUCUGCAGAUCGUCGUGGGAAAGAGGAAGCAGCGUGCCGGCGGGCAGCCACGAGUACGUGGACGUGGUGAUCGCAGCCGGCGCGUCGACGUCGCGGUACAUCGUCGAGGUCAACCUCGCCAUCGAGUUCGAGACGGCGAGGCCCAGCGCCGAGUACCAGGAGCUCCUCCUCGCCCUGCCCACGGUGCUCGUGGCGAGGCCGGAGACGUUCAAGGAGGUGGCCGCGGCAAUGUGCGCGGCGGCAGCGGAGUCCAUCCGGGGCGCGGGCAUGCACGUGCCGCCAUGGAGGCGCGCGCGGUACGUGCAGGCCAAGUGGUCCGGCAAGUACAAGCGAGCGGCGGCCGUGGCCGUGGCCGCGGCCGCGCCGUCGGGGUCGCCAUGGGAAGCUGUGGCGAGCAGCACUGCAGCGGCCGAAGCUCGCCCGCGCCGCGGCGUGCCGGCAUCCGGCGGCCCGAAGCAUUGCGGGAUGGAGAUGGGCCGCAGGGAGAUGGCGUUCGGGAGCACGAGGCCGCUGAUGUUCAGAGGGUUGUGACACGCUACUGCUCUGCAUGCAUUGAUGACGUGUCCGAUGCUACGAUCGGAUGAGACGACUGUCAGUUUUUUUGGCCUCUUUGGCUUGCCAGCUGUGAUAAUUUAUUUAUUUUUGUACGUAUCUUAUUUUCUUGUGGAUGGUCUCUAGGCUGUAGGGUUCCUGCUGGUCAGGAGUUGCGUGGAAGUGUAUGUUUUGGGAGGUUUAUCUGAGCAAUGAAAAAUAAUUAAUUGUAAGGCACAUGUUCCA